AUGACAGACGCCGGACAAAGACACAGCGGGCAGUUGUGGAGGAUUGCUUUAUGUGUCUCGCUGCUGCUGUGUUUCGGAGAGCGGGUUUCUGCACAAAUAAGGUAUUCCGUUCAAGAGGAGGCAAAGGAGGGAACUAUUGUUGGAAACAUUGCUAAGGAUUUAGGUCUAGAUGUGAGUACUCUAGUCGAGCGACGAUUUCGAGUCGUUUCUGGAUCUAAGGACGCUCUUUUCCAGGUUAAUCAGAACAAUGGCGUGCUGUAUGUUGAAAAGAAAAUCGACAGGGAGAUGUUAUGUGAUGGCAAUGACGCAUGCAUAGUGAAUUUGAAAAUAGCUGUGGAAAACCCUUUAGAGAUACAUUACGUUGGCAUAGAAAUAACUGAUAUAAACGACCAUCCUCCCACUUUCACUGAUAAAGAGAAACGGAUUGAAAUUGCAGAAGCAACACUUCCUGGUGCUCGCUUCCAACUCCAAUCAGCGCAUGAUCCUGAUUUAGGAGCAAAUGGUGUUCGCCUGUAUAAAUUAAGUCAAAACGAGCAUUUUGAUUUAGAAAUAAGAGAUAGAGGGGAGGACAAACUCCCUUUCUUAGUACUCCAGAAACCACUCGAUAGGGAGCGCAAAGCUCAGCAUCAUUUAAUUCUGACCGCCACCGACGGAGGCAGUCCACCCAGAUCAGGAAAACUGAACAUUACAGUUUUUGUUCUUGACAGCAAUGACAACAGACCUGUUUUUAGCAAGGAUGUAUACUCUGCAACAUUAGAUGAAAACGUAAAGGUGGGGACAACUGCAGUGCGGGUACAUGCUUCUGAUUUAGAUGAAGGCCCAAAUGGGGAUGUGAUGUACACGUUUGGGAGUGAUGUUAACUCUAGAAUCUUAGACAUAUUUAGUCUCGAUAGCAAAACUGGGGAUAUUGUGGUUAAAGGGGAGAUAGAUUUUGAGAAAGCUGCAGUUUACAAGUUGGAUGUGCAGGCAUCCGAUAGUGGACAGCCGCCUAUGUCCACUGACUGCAGGGUCAUUAUAAAGAUUCAGGAUGCUAACGACAACACGCCAGAAAUUGAGCUCACAUCUUUGUCCAACGUGGUUUCUGAGGACAGCAAACCUGGCACAGUCAUAUCCCUCAUUAGUGUGACCGAUGCAGAUUCCGGUCUAAACGGCAAAGUGCAGUGUACAAUAUCAGAGAAUGUACCGUUCGAGUUGAAACCCUCAAUCCAAGAUAACAUGUAUUCACUUGUGACAAAGGCACGUUUAGAUCGGGAAAGCCAAUCCCAUUACGACAUCACAAUAACAGCAACUGACUUUGGCCAGCCACCUCUGUCUGCAAUUAAAACCUUAAGCUUUGGCAUAUCAGAUGUAAAUGAUAACAGUCCAACAUUUCCUCAAAAUCCCUUUGAGUUGUAUUUAGUCGAAAAUAAUGCAGCAGGUGCAUCUAUAUUUUCAGUAAGCGCAUUUGAUAAAGAUCUAAAUGAAAAUGCAGAAAUUAAGUAUCACAUUCUAAGAGGAGAUGGAGCACAGACCGACAUGGCUUCUUUUCUCAAUAUCAACCCUGAUAACGGCCACAUACAUGCACUCAAAAGUUUCGACUAUGAAACAAUGAAAAAGUUUAAAUUUCAAGUGCUGGCCACAGACUCUGGCACGCCGCCCCUCACCUGCAACGCCACAGUAAACGUGUUUAUUCUGGAUCAGAACGACAAUCCUCCCGUUAUCUUGUCCCCAGUCAGUGCUAACGGAUCAGCUGAAGGUGUGGAGGAGAUUCCGCGUAAUGUGAACGCAGGACAUUUAGUUACCAAAGUCAGGGCAUAUGACGCGGAUACUGGAUACAACGGCUGGUUAUUAUUUUCUCUCCAUGAAGUUACGGAUCAUACUUUAUUCGGUUUGGAUCGUUAUACGGGACAGAUAAGGACUCUUCGUGUAUUCACAGAAACAGAUGAGGCCGAGCACAAAUUAGUUAUCAUUGUAAAAGACAACGGAAACGUUUCUCUUUCUGCUACUGCCACAGUCGUCAUUAAAGUCGUGGAGCCUAAAGAAGCCUUUGCAGCGUCUGAUUUGACAAGUGUUGUUACAGACGAAGAAGACAACGUUACAUUUUACUUGACCAUCACUCUAGGAUCUGUUUCAGUGCUUUUCAUAAUCAGCAUAGUCAUACUGAUAGCGAUGCAGUGUUCCAAAACUACAGACUAUUCCUCCAAAUAUUUACAAGACACGAACUAUGAUGGAACUCUGUGCCACAGCAUCCAGUACAGAUCUGGUGAUAAAAGAUACAUGCUGGUUGGGCCCAGAAUGAGUAUCGGUUCUACUAUAGUUCCUGGCAGCAAUGGAAAUACUCUGGUUGUACCUGAUCGCAGGAGUAGAGCAUCUGGAGAGGACUUUGCCAGGUUUCUGAACCCAGAAUGUCCACAUUGUAGGGGAAAAACCUUCUAA
This is a messenger RNA of Sardina pilchardus (European sardine), 2415 nucleotides long. Its product is annotated as protocadherin alpha-8-like. Gene Ontology annotation, biological process: homophilic cell-cell adhesion. Lineage: Eukaryota; Metazoa; Chordata; Actinopteri; Clupeiformes; Clupeidae. The transcript has 2 exons. The record is from RefSeq and is a predicted model, not a curated record. Gene Ontology annotation, molecular function: calcium ion binding. The coding region runs from base 1 to 2415 and encodes 804 amino acids. Gene Ontology annotation, cellular component: plasma membrane.